CCACAAGGUCGCCAAUACUUUGAAAAAAUCUAGCGUGAUGGGUAGAAUGAAGAAAAAGCAUACUAAAGGACAGGUUGUAGCCUUCCUCAGUCAAAAGCAGGCAAUGAGGCGAUUGCAGUUAAAUCUUCCUAAUUUCAGACGGCUUUGUAUAUUGAAAGGAAUAUACCCGGUGGAGCCCAGAAACCGAAAGAAAGUCGGUAAAGGGAAUUCCCAGCCAAGGAUCUAUUACAAUGCUAAGGAUAUUGCAUUCCUUUCCAACGAGCCUUUGAUUGAAGCCUUCCGGCGAUUGCGUGUUUACCAUAUGAAGCUUAAAAAGGCUAAAGAGAAGAGAGAUAAAGAUAAGCUAUUCAGAAUCAGAGUAAACAAACCAAAGUAUACUCUACAUCAGAUCGUCAGGGAGAGAUAUCCUUCCCGGCAAGAUGCUCUACGAGAUAUUAGCGAUAGUCUUAACUUGUUGUUUCUUUUCGCGAAGCUACCUCGACUAACUCAGUUCCAUCCUGCCUUGAUCCCCAUCAGUCGGCGUCUCUGCGUGGAGUUUCUCAACUUGGUUGUAACAACACAAGCUGUUAGAAAAGCUUUUAUCAGUAUAAAAGGAUUUUAUGUUCAAGCUGAGAUUGAUGGAAUUCCAGUUGUUUGGAUUAUGCCCCAUGCUUCUGUAACUCACACACCUACUGAUGUAGACUAUCGUAUUUUAGCAACGUGUUUGGAAUUUGAUGCCACUUUAGUUGGCUCUUUGAUGUGCCAUUUGUAUCGAAUCAACAAUUUAGCAUAUCCCCCGAAACUUGCUAUUCGCGUCGAACAUGACCCGGAUGGUUACUACUGCGGGCAAAAGGAAAGCCUUUUCGAGUUUAUGUCGUCUCUUAGUUUCCCUUUAAAGCGCCUGGAACCUAAUGCAGAAACACCCGAUGAUGAUAUGACAGAGCUUCAGGCUAUCGAUGAACAGGUUUCACAGGCUAUAAAUAAACAACUGGAAGUUCAAAACAUAAAGAAACUAUUCAAGAACAAACGUUUCUUCUUGAUGCGUGAAGUUCCUCGAGAAGUAAUUUGCUUGAUAAUACGAUCGUGUGGCGGAGAGUGUUCUUGGGAUAAAAUUCUUUGUCCGGGAGCCACGUUUCAAGAGGAUGAUCCUAGCAUUGAUUAUCAAAUUGUAGAUCGUCCGAUGACGGAAAUGAAAUUAACACGAUACUAUGUCCAACCUCAGUGGGUUUUCGACUGCUUAAACGCAGGUAGACUGCUGCCUACACAAGAUUACCUUCCAGGUUGUAGUCUUCCACCUCAUUUGAGUCCGUUUGCAGGAAGCAGUAGUACAGAUGAAGCCUUAAACGCCGCAAUCACCUCACUUACAAACCGUGGUGGACUAACGGGUGUUGCUCCUGGACUUGGUGACGGUGCAUCUAUUUAUCGCCCACCAGAGGCUGAUUAUCUUGCUGGUUUGGUGAGCUUAGCUGAAAUACGUGGAGCAAGAGUGCAAGCACAGUCAGAAGGCACAACUAAAGAUGAAACAGCUUUAGAUGAUAACGUGGACGUAUCUAUGAAAGAGGAAAGUGACUUGCAAACCGAUGGGCAAAAAAAGAAACGAAACAAGCUUAACAAAGUAACGAAAGGUAUGCAGCCAAAGAUAACACCUGGUCGAGCUGAAAGUAAUGAAGCCAAGAAAUUCAAAGAAAAUGAGGAAGCAAAUGCUGAACGAAAACUAAGAGAAUUGAUGUUGCCGAAAAAGCACAAGAACGUGUACAAAAAGAUGGUUCAUUCGAUCAAAAGAAAAGAAAAGGAAGUUCGUCAGUUAGCAGCAAAGAGACGAAAAAUCGACAUGGGGACUGAUUAAAACCUGUCGUCAUGGAGAGACAGCUUGUACAAUAAAUUAAAAUACAAAAAUAAUCUAAACUUCCCAUGUUUUGUUUUCCAUUCUGUCGCUAUGCGGUCUUCACCAUUCAAUGCUUUGAAGAAGCUCUUCCAUUUUUUUCGCACUCGUAAAUAGCUUUUCUUUUUCAUCUUCAUCUAAUUGUUGUAACAUUAUACCCCUAACUCCGUUUGCAUUCACAAUACACGGCAGACUGAAGAA
Molecule: messenger RNA, 2062 nt
Organism: Trichobilharzia szidati
Lineage: Eukaryota; Metazoa; Platyhelminthes; Trematoda; Strigeidida; Schistosomatidae
Source: the annotation of a GenBank genome assembly